AGUACCUCUCGUGUAUUUAGCAUAUCCGAAAUUUUGCAGGGAAGCACUUUUAAGGACCAGUCAAUAUAUAUAGCAAUUUCUCUUGUCCUUUUAAAAUCCUCCCGUUUUCCGUUUCCUCGUCUGAUGUUUUCUUUAUCGGCAUUUUGAUAAUUCCGACAAAGAAAAAAAAUUAAAAAAAAUGAAGAAUUACAAAUUAAUUUUCAUUGCAAUUACCAUUUGUCAUAUCUUCUCCGGCGGCGCGGGUCGUCCGGUGAGCAGCAUUUCCGCCGUCCCUGCCUCCGCCCCUGACGCCUCUUCGGAAUCCGAUACCUUCACCGAUUACUCGUUCACCGGCUCAUCCUCCUUCUCCACCUCCUCCUCCACGAGCUUCCCGCCGGAAUCCCAAAUCCCCGCCGUCCCUGCCCCGUCGCCGGCCGUUUCUCAGACCUUCUCCGUCGUCUCAUCCCCCGGCCCUGCCCCCGCCCCCGAAGAGAUCGACAUCGACUUCGACGAAGUCAUCAAUGUCGAGGAUCUCGUCCCCAAAUUUGAAAACAUCCACAAUUUCGAUUUCUCGGCCAUGAAAAUCGACACGACAGCGAAGGAUCUCUGCACCAGCACCGACUACACGAACGAGUGCAUCGCCGCGAUCCUCCCGGAUCUGAGGAAACGAGCCGAAGAAGGGAAGAGCAGCGUGGAUCCGGAGGAGGUGAUCAGGAUGGAAGCUCAGUCGCUGUUCAAGAAAGCGAACGCGACGCUCCAGUACGCGAAGCGCGUGACGAACGACGGAUCGACGGAGGAGCCGGUGAAGGAGGCAAUGAGUGUUUGCCUCGAAAACUACGACUCUCUGAUCACGGAUCUGGACGAGGCGAAGAAGGCUAUGGACAGCGGCGACUACGGUCGGCUCGAAUCUGUCCUGAGCGCCGCCAUCUCCGACGUCUCGACCUGCUCCGACAACUUCGUCGGCGUUCCCGGCGUCGAUUCUCCGACUGCUUCGCUCGACGAUUUCAUGAGGAAGCUCUGCAGCAACAUUUUGGCAAUGUCUCAGAAGAUCCAGAACCGUCGCUGAUCUCCGAUUUUUUUUUUGGGUGAACCGAUUUUUUUGUUUUGUCAGUCUUUACAAACAAAGGGGACAUACCCUGUGUCUAUAUACAUAUACAUAUAUAUAUAUAUAUCCACAACUAUUAUAAAGCUACCGUACGACUCGCGAUUUAAAUUAUUUAAUUAAAUGAUUCAUCAACUCUC
Messenger RNA from Tarenaya hassleriana, 1221 nucleotides. RefSeq lists its product as uncharacterized. NCBI's taxonomy places the organism in Eukaryota, Viridiplantae, Streptophyta, Magnoliopsida, Brassicales, Cleomaceae. The transcript has a single exon. Gene Ontology annotation, molecular function: enzyme inhibitor activity. The record is from RefSeq and is a predicted model, not a curated record. Bases 179 to 1045 code for a protein of 288 amino acids.